This is a messenger RNA of Perkinsus marinus ATCC 50983, 464 nucleotides long. RefSeq lists its product as hypothetical. The record is from RefSeq and is a predicted model, not a curated record. The annotation marks the transcript as partial. NCBI's taxonomy places the organism in Eukaryota, Perkinsozoa, Perkinsida, Perkinsidae. The transcript has 4 exons.
GUGCGAAAUCGAAGUACCUCAGUGUUGCUGGACCCGACAUGAAUACCACCCUGAACGAUGCUGAGGUCGGCCGGUAUAGCAAAGUUGGCGGCAGUCCCCUCGCUGAGUCGCCGAUGCCCUAUAAGACCCAACGUGCCCUCCCGAGUGAGAGCACCCUGAUCAAAUCGCCCGCCUCGGCGAAGAAGCUUGGGGGCAGGAACAGUAGUGGUGGUAGGAAGUCCAAGGAAUCUCCAGUGAAGAUCGUCAGGGUUAGUUCAGCAUUCGUCCCCUCUCGUGGAUCGACGUUUCUCCAGGCUCGGGGAUUGCUCAACAACCUCACUGAGAGCGACCCUGUAGUGUCCAAGGCACUAGCAGACCAUCGAGAGUCUGAUGGCUUAUCGAAGGAGGAGUGCUACGAGUUGAUCGAGAAGCUCUUAUCCAACCACGAGAUACCCGUCCGCGUCAAGAGAGUCACCUGCACCCAG